Fusarium odoratissimum NRRL 54006 is the source of this 2027-nucleotide messenger RNA. RefSeq lists its product as uncharacterized. The record is from RefSeq and is a predicted model, not a curated record. The coding region runs from base 51 to 1970 and encodes 639 amino acids. Lineage: Eukaryota; Fungi; Ascomycota; Sordariomycetes; Hypocreales; Nectriaceae. The transcript has a single exon.
AUAAUAUCUCACCUUUCAAUUCUUAAUAUUUCAGCCAUCUUGGACGUAAAAUGCGACUUAUCAAUACCACGACCCUCGAGGUGGAAGAAUUCUUUGACGUGUCCAUUCCCGAAUAUGCUAUUCUAUCGCAUACCUGGGGCGACGGUGAAGUCUCACUACAAGACUGGGCCGAUCGCAAGAACCGCCGCUUCAAGCCCGGGUUUCAGAAGAUCGUCUGGGCUUGCGCUCAAGCUGCCAAGGACCAAUUGAGCCACGUUUGGGUAGACACCAAUUGUAUCGACAAGAGUAGCUCUGCGGAGCUAUCUGAAGCUAUUAAUUCCAUGUUCAGAUGGUACCGAAGAUCUGCUGUCUGCUACGUAUACCUCGAGGAUGUCCCCGCCAUGACUUUGGAUGAAUGCACAAAGGCGGAUAGUGCGUUUAGGAAUGCAAGAUGGUUCACAAGAGGCUGGACUCUUCAGGAACUAAUUGCACCGCCGAAUGUAAGUUUCUUCUCCAGCAACUGGACUCUGAUAGCGACAAAGUCUGAGCUGGCACCUUGCAUCACCGAGAUCACGGGUAUUCCUUGGUCUUGUCUCCUCAAGGGAAGGCUCUCCAAGGCCCACCCACUGCGGAGAUACAGUGUUGCACAGAGAAUGGCAUGGGCAUCAAGUCGCUCAACGACACGUAUUGAGGAUCAGGCCUACUCUCUCCUCGGACUCUUCGAUAUCUCCAUGCCGCUGGUAUACGGCGAAGGCUUUGAAGCUUUCACCAGACUACUUGGAGAGAUCAUCCACAAAUAUGCAGAUCAUAGCUUCUUUGCAUCCCGACUGCAAUAUGUCGAUUUUCUCCCUCGCUCGCCUUGGGAGUUCUCCGACUCUCAGUCCGUGGUUGUUAGCAGCUCACCGCAGCUGCAGAGGCAUUACACACCAGGAGAUCAUUCCUACUCAUUUCAUCUGACCAACACCGGACUGCAGAUCACUCUGCCCAUUGUGCCUACUUUGGUUCCUCAUUUCGUAUUUGGCGUGCUUGACUGUUGGGAUAUUGAGUCUACGAGUACCACGACAACGCGUUAUGUAUCACGAAUAUGGAUACCACUCCUUCGGAAGGGAACUGGUGAGUCGCAGAGGUACCUACGAUUGAUCUGGCCUCAAACCUUUUUCCCGGUAAAAAUGGCUCGGAAGGACAGUAUAAUGUUUCACGAAGAAGAGCAGCUUCUCUCCAAAGAAGACGAGCAUACAUCAGCCGAUUCAGAAGAACCUUCCGAUCACGUGGACACAGUAUCAACAGCGAUGCAAAGAAGCAUUCUGGUGAAGAAGCCAUAUGCGACCAUCCUAUCAGUCCCAUCGUGGCAGCCUCGUGAAGCUGGAAGUCCGUUUCUCCUCUGCUUCCCCCGAGGAACCGCAGACUAUCGUCUAUACGGUAUCUUCCCCAGCGACCAUGAGUCUGAUACCGCAUGGGCAUCGGAGACACCCCCUUUACUACCAUUGAUAAUGCCACGCCGGAUUCGCAGGAGCAGCCAUCAGGCGGACGAGAGCGAGCUGCUUGGAAAAGGCAAAGCGGACAUAUACGCUGCAGUGGUUGUGUUUAAGAAGAGAGGAUCAAAGCCUCCCAGAUUCGUUGCUAUCUUCUUGACAAAUAUUGCACAAAAGGAUAACAGGAAAGAAGGAAGAAUGAUCUUUGAGCCUAGAAGCAAGGUCAUUCCGAACUGGUCACCAACGGAAGAUGCAGAUUUGGAAGCCGUUGAUUUCUCUACCUUUCCUGACGUUGAAUUUGACGGCGACACGCUGGUUACGGUGCAGAAGAUAGCGAGUAACCCUAGGAUAACAGCCAAAGGUCGCGAACAUCGUUUUGUUGGGCUCACGCAGAUUAUCUUUGAUAGAGAGCAGAUGAUGGAAGAGUUACGCUUACAACCAGAUAGGGAAGACAAGGCAUCGAGGGGGAUCUUGCAGCAUUAUGGCCAAGAUUCAUCUGACGAAGAGGCUGACGAUUGAUCUGGUGCUUCAUCUUUAUAUUCGAGCUAAUAAACAAUAAAUUAUGUUUUAUAUACA